AUGGCCUCGACACCUCAGACCAUCUACCUCGCUGUGUGCCAAAAGCACACUCUCCGCACGACAGAGGAAACGUUGGAGGCUCUAUCCCAGCAAUGCCGAAAAGCGGCCAAGGAGGAACCCUCUCCGGACCUCAUUCUCUUCCCCGAAGCCUACCUUGGUGGCUAUCCCCGCGGGACGACGUUUGGCACUGCCGUCGGAGGGCGCACUGCCGAGGGUAGGGAGCAGUUCCUGCGCUAUUUCAAGGACGCCGUGGAUCUGGGGGAUACCCCGGAGGGCGCGGGGGAGAAGUGGGUGAUGAGGGAGCUCGAGGGGCAAGAAGAGAUUGGCGUGAAAAAAGGCCGACGAGGCGACGGUACGCGAGAGCAGCUUGAACAGGUGGCGCGAGAGACUGGCAUCUUUAUUGUCACAGGAUUGGUCGAACGAGCCGGUGGCACCCUUUACUGUUCCGUCGUUUACGUCUGUCCCACGCUGGGAGUGAUUGGGAAAAGGAGAAAGGUCAUGCCGACAGGAAGCGAGCGUUUGAUCUGGGGCCAAGGACAGCCAUCGUCGCUCCGCGCCGUGACGACGAGCAUCAAAGGUGUCCGUAUCACGCUGGCCGCUGCCAUCUGCUGGGAGAAUUACAUGCCACUCCUGCGGCAUUCACUCUAUAGCCAGAACGUCAACCUCUACUUGGCACCGACGGCGGAUGCGCGCGACACUUGGACGGCGCUCAUGAGAACGGUGGCCUGCGAGGGAAGGUGCUUUGUCUUGAGCGCGAAUCAAUGCUUCAAAAAGAAGAACCAACCGGCGUGGAUUUACGGCGAAAAGUCGGAAAGCGACGAGUUUGUAUCCAGCGGGGGUUCGUGCAUCGUGUCUCCCCUAGGAGAAGUCCUUGGAGGGCCCUCAUGGGAGGAUGAGGAUGGCAUGCUAACGGUUGGCGUGAAUUUUGAUGAUUGCCUGCGAGGUCGACUAGACCUAGAUGUGGCCGGGAGCUAUUCCAGAAACGAUGCGUUCAAGCUGACCGUUACCGGACUUGAUAUCAGUCCUCCGAUCUGA
Drechmeria coniospora is the source of this 1035-nucleotide messenger RNA. RefSeq lists its product as uncharacterized. The transcript is spliced from 4 exons. Gene Ontology annotation, molecular function: catalytic activity. The coding region runs from base 1 to 1035 and encodes 344 amino acids. The record is from RefSeq and is a predicted model, not a curated record. Lineage: Eukaryota; Fungi; Ascomycota; Sordariomycetes; Hypocreales; Ophiocordycipitaceae.